AUGGACAGACCACACUCCUCCUAUUACUUCAUUGGAGACUCAAUCCAGCAUACACUUAUCCAAGCUCCAGUGUGUCUCUUUCUCCUCCCUGAAACCAAAUGGCCUUCACUCGCUGGCUUUCUCGCCUACGCUCCUACUAUUCUGAAACAGUCACCAAUCUUCGCUCCUCAUUUUUCCACGAUAUCCGAACUCGAACAACCACAACAAUCACCUCUCCAUCUCAUUUCUCAAACCAGAAUCCGUUCCGUUUUUCCUGGUCACACUAUCUACUUCCGAUCACUCUCGCUGGAUCGCUCACUUUUCACUUCCAUUCUCCGCCUUCUCUCUGCGAUGCUUCUCUCGAUUAUCCGUCGAAGUAGUGGAAUUGGAGGAAAAGGAAGCACAGAGUUUGUGGUCAAAGGAUCUCACAAGCAAGUACCGCAAGAGCUUAUUGAAGAUUUAAAAGCUAUUUGUCAGGAUAACGUGACAAUGGAUUAUGAUGAGAGGUAUUUCCAUGGAAAACCACAAAACAGUUUUCAUAAAGCUGUAAAUAUUCCGGAUGUUGUUGUUUUCCCGAGGUCACAAGAGGAAGUUUCGAAAAUUGUGAAAUCUUGCGACAAGCAUAGGGUUCCCAUUGUACCAUAUGGUGGAGCUACAUCAAUUGAGGGUCACACCUUGUCACCUCAUGGUGGUGUUUGCAUUGACAUGUCACAGAUGAAGAGUGUGAAAGCACUACACAUUGAGGACAUGGAUGUGGUUGUUGAGCCUGGAAUUGGGUGGAUGGAGCUUAAUGAAUAUUUAGAGCCUCAUGGUCUAUUCUUUCCUCUUGAUCCAGGGCCUGGCGCAACAAUAGGUGGAAUGUGUGCUACACGUUGCUCCGGUUCUUUAGCUGUGAGGUAUGGAACCAUGCGAGAUAAUGUCAUUAGUCUCAAGAUAGUUCUUCCCAAUGGAGAUGUGGUCAAGACAGCUUCUCGUGCUCGAAAGAGUGCUGCAGGGUAUGAUUUGACUCGCCUGGUGAUUGGAAGUGAAGGGACCCUUGGUGUAAUAACAGAGGUCACUCUACGACUUCAGAAAAUUCCUCAGCAUUCAGUGGUUGCAAUGUGCAAUUUCCCUACAAUUAAGGAUGCAGCUGAUGUUGCUAUUGCCACUAUGCUGUCUGGUAUACAGGUGUCAAGAGUGGAGCUAUUGGAUGAGGUCCAAGUGAGGGCUGUCAAUAUUGCUAAUGAGAAGAAUUUACCUGAACUUCCAACUUUGAUGUUUGAAUUCAUAGGCACAGAGGCAUAUGCACGUGAACAAACACUAAUUGUUCAGAAGAUCAUUUCUCAGCACAAGGGUUCAGAUUUUGUUUUUGCAGAAGACCCUGAAGCUAAAAAGGAACUGUGGAAGAUAAGGAAGGAGGCUCUAUGGGCUUGCUUUGCAAUGGAACCCAAUUACGAGGCUAUGAUUUCUGACGUUUGUGUUCCUCUAUCACGACUUGCUGAAUUGAUAUCGAGGUCCAAGCUAGAGCUGGAUGCGUCACCAUUGGUUUGCACAGUUGUUGCUCAUGCUGGUGAUGGUAACUUUCACACUGUGAUUCUUUUUGACCCGAACCAAGAAAAUCAGCGACAGGAGGCAGAAAGAUUGAACCAUUUUAUGGUCCACACUGCUUUGUCAAUGGAAGGAACAUGUACUGGUGAACAUGGAGUGGGAACGGGGAAAAUAAAGGAAAGCUUAUUCCGCCCCAUGUUUGCUUCUAGGACCACUCUUGCUGAGCUGGGGCUUGGCCAUGUUGUCAUUUUCACCGUAGGAGCUGUUUUACCUAUCAAAGAGCAUGUUCCUUAUUUCUGCGUCCAUUUGUACCAUUUUAGAGCAUCUGGUCCUGUGCAUGUAGAAUCUUUUAGGUUUGACGAUGUUAAAAAAGGCAGCAUACUUGACCAAAUAGGUCCUGAAAUUCGUCGUAUAUGA
Dovyalis caffra is the source of this 1923-nucleotide messenger RNA. Lineage: Eukaryota; Viridiplantae; Streptophyta; Magnoliopsida; Malpighiales; Salicaceae. The record is from the annotation of a GenBank genome assembly.